AUGACGGAGAAUCUUUACGCAACAGUCCAGCCUCCAUUGGACACACGGCCGUCGAAGGCUUCCCGCAACAAUGCCCACGGAACCGACCAGGACGUGAUAGAGCGCUCCAAGGUCCGUGAGAUUUGCGAAGGAUGGGGCAUGUAUCGCGAUGCCGCGGAAUGGUCCAACUACAGAUCAAUGUUCCACGACGACGCCUACAUCGCAACCAGCUGGCACCAGGGCGGCAUCGACGACUUCAUCGAAGCGUCCAAGAAGGGCUUCGCCAUGCAGAAUCAAGGCUUCAUGUACAUCCUGCACCGCAUCAUCGGCCAGACGGUCGACGUGCAGGGCACCCGGGCCGUGUCCAAGAUGAAGGUGACCAUCACGUGCCGCUACAACUUCAAGGGCGGCAUCGAGAUGGAUAACGAAGCCGACUGCCGCUUCUUCUUCCUGCUCGACAAGCGCGACGGCAAAUGGGGCGUGGCCUUUUACACCCUGCUCUUUGAUAAGGACAAGAUGGUGCCAGUUAACCCCGGCAGACAGAUCCAACUUCCGGAGGAAGAGGUUGGCAAGUAUCCGUCCGGGUAUCGGUAUCUGGCGUGGUGCGAGGCGAAUAUAUCGAAGACGCCGCCGAAGAUGGAUCUGAACAGCCAUGGCCCCGAGAGGGACAUCCUGUAUGGGAAGUGCAAGGAUUGGCUUGACGGAAAAAAAGUCACGCCGAACCUGACGGGCAAGGAUGAGGUGACUAAGUGGUGA
This is a messenger RNA of Anthostomella pinea, 735 nucleotides long. NCBI's taxonomy places the organism in Eukaryota, Fungi, Ascomycota, Sordariomycetes, Xylariales, Xylariaceae. The record is from the annotation of a GenBank genome assembly.